AUGUCAGAUAGCACUAAUUUUCAACAACAGCAAAAUCGUGCACAACGUCGCCUAUUAUUCGAAGGAUUUAAUUUACAGGAUACUAACGGCGGCGUCAAGUUUGUGCCAACGAGACAUCCAAAGACGAAUCUGAGACAUUCGCCAGAUUUAAUAGCAGAUCGAAUAUAUACGUCAACACCUGAAAAAAAAUCCGAACUAAACAAUGAUGAACAAAGUUCGACUCGUUUCAUCAUUAGUGAAAACUCCACUCACAUUCCUCAAACACAACAGUCGUGUAUUAUUCAAUUACAAAAUGCCAAAAAUCUUUUACAAUCAAUGAGUAGAUCAAACAUUAACUCGUAUGAACAACAGCAACAGCAAACCUCAUCAAAUAAUGAUAACAGCAAUAACAUUGAUAACCAACUGAGAAACAAUGGUGAAUAUAUUAAAGGCGACUAUGACUUUCAUGGUAAUUUUUGA
Didymodactylos carnosus is the source of this 459-nucleotide messenger RNA. The record is from the annotation of a GenBank genome assembly. NCBI's taxonomy places the organism in Eukaryota, Metazoa, Rotifera, Eurotatoria, Philodinida, Philodinidae.